ACUUACAGUCAGUUUAAAGUCAAUACUGCAACAAAAUGUCCCACUGUGCUGUUCUCUGUCUCUUCUUUCUCUCUGGUGUCUUUCAAAAAGGUCUAGCAGCUCUGAUAGAAACUCAGCAGACUGUGCUGGCAGCAGUGGGAGAAGAGGCUCAGUUAAACUGUCAGCUGAUGAAUGAUGAAGAUUUUCUGCAAGUCAUAUGGUGGAAAAUUUUACCUGAUGAGGAGCAGCAUCUUGCUAUGUACGACAAAUACUUUGGUCCACGAGUAAAUCCUGACUUCAGAGAUAAAAUUGAAGUUAUCUGUGAAGCUGGACUGCUGAACUGCUCCUUAGUCAUCAAGAACAUGACGGAGCAGGAUGAAGGAUGCUAUCACUGUGUGUUCAACACUGAGUCUAAAGAUGCUUUCAAUGGUACAACCUGCCUCAGAGUCCAAGAGCUGCAUGGCCCCGUCCUCCAUGUGAGAGCCUCAGACUCUCCUGAAGAGACAGUUGUGUCCUGCUGGGCCACAGGUGGACCUGCUCCCACAGUAACACUGACUGUCCCUCACUACAACUCUAGCAGAGUCACCAACAGCAACGGGACAGUCACUGUCACCACCACAGCUCUGCUGUCUGCUCUCCACCAUGAGAGCAGACAGGUUGGAUGUGUGGUGCGAUGGUCCUCUGGUCCUCUGAUAGAGGUGUCCACCAUCAUUCCUGCUGACAAAUGGAUGUCUUUUCCACCUGCUUUGAUCCUUUCAUGUAUCAUGAUUCUCAAUGUUCUUUCUGUUGCUGUAUGCAUCAUUUACCUGCAGCGGCGGUGUCAACAUCAUAACAGUCCGUCUGACAGGGACUCUGAGGAGACUGAGACAACACAAAGACCAGCCAAAGAGACUAAUAAGGUCAGAACACCUUUAAAGAAGUCAAUGGAGAAGGAUUGGCUCCAGAUGUCUUCUGUGAAGAGAGAAAAACAGAAUGCAGUGAUCUAAAACCAUCAUCUUCUGUAAGGAGGAGUUUGAUGAUGAGUUUUAAUCAGAGUGAACUAAUUAGUACUACAAAAUAACCCAUAAGACUGUAGUACCAUCACAGAGAAGGUUGGAAAGUGCUCAAAGAGACUCAUAUUUCAAUAUUACUCAGUCAUCAUGUUCAAAAGAUUAAUGUACAUUGUAUAGUUUUUAAAACAUCUGUAAUAUAAUUAAGAUAUAUUUGCAUUCUUUGUUUUGUACUUUUAAAGAGAUUUUCUUUCUCAACUAAAAUGUGUUUAAAUUCACGGCUGCUUUUUGUAUUUUGUAUCUAGACUGAAUCAUGACAAUAUUAAAAUGACAUGGGACUGUAUAUAUUGUAUAUACUAUUAUAUUAUAUAAAUAAAAUGAAUGUUGUCUGAGAUAAUCUAUGUCUUAAGGAUCAUAUGUAUCAUUAGUGUGAGAGCAGUGCAGAGUGGUGGUGAGUGACUCUUAUUUACUAUCAUGCAAAUGGAGCCAGACCAGCUAGCACAACAACUGGCUGUCAACAAAGAACAGAAACUCAGAUUCAGACAGAAGGAUCAAAGAUGCAACUUUUCAUUGAGUCUUACCAGAGUUUCUGUGUGUAGUGACAAACAUGUGGGUUAUAAAGAGUCCACACUAGAGCUUCUCUGAUGUAAAACACUGAGCAGAGUGACAGUGAAUGCAGCACAGUGCAAUAGAACAGGUUUGCUUUGUGUUUUGAUGAAAAUAAGAAAUGCUGGAGGAGCUAUGGCGCCCUCUAGUGUGUUUUUGUGGAAGAUCACAUGAGUCCUCCACCAGGAGUUUAAUCAAUUAUUUGCACAGGAAAUUAGGACUUUA
Messenger RNA from Centropristis striata (black sea bass), 1799 nucleotides. RefSeq names its product OX-2 membrane glycoprotein-like. The record is from RefSeq and is a predicted model, not a curated record. NCBI's taxonomy places the organism in Eukaryota, Metazoa, Chordata, Actinopteri, Perciformes, Serranidae. The transcript has 6 exons. Gene Ontology annotation, molecular function: cell-cell adhesion mediator activity. Bases 36 to 965 code for a protein of 309 amino acids.